Toxotes jaculatrix (banded archerfish) is the source of this 2379-nucleotide messenger RNA. RefSeq names its product proprotein convertase subtilisin/kexin type 9 (gene pcsk9). The coding region runs from base 132 to 2138 and encodes 668 amino acids. NCBI's taxonomy places the organism in Eukaryota, Metazoa, Chordata, Actinopteri, Toxotidae. Gene Ontology annotation, molecular function: serine-type endopeptidase activity. The transcript is spliced from 12 exons. The record is from RefSeq and is a predicted model, not a curated record. Gene Ontology annotation, biological process: proteolysis.
GCGGCUGUCGGAGACACCAAAACAUCUGGACAUCUGUCUCAGACUGAAAUAAAAACUCUCCACUUGAGGGUUUGUGUCAUUUAGUACUUACCCUGAUAAUUUUACUGGAAACGGUCCAAGAGGUGUGAAGAAUGCGUCGCACCUCAGCUUGGAUUGGCUGGGCGCUGUGUCUGUGCGCAUCUUUGGCCAUGGGCGCGCAGGACUACCCCGAGGACGACGAGAUGAUCCUGGAUCUGAUCCGUGAGGACGGGACUCAGCCUGAAUCCGGAGCCGAGCCCGCUGCUGAGUUUCUCAGGUGCAACAAGGCAGCAUGGCGCAUGCCCGGUCAGUACCUGGUCAUACUGCGACAGGGGACUCACGAGUCUCACGUCCAGAGGACCAUCCGGAGGCUGAGAGCCAAAGCGGCCAGGAGAGGCUACCUGCUGGAGAUCCUGCAGACCUACUCCGGAGCUCUGCAUGGCUUCCUGGUCAAGAUGAGCAGUGACGUCCUUCACCUGGCCGUGAAGCUCCCUCACGUCCACUACAUAGAGGAGGACUCGUCCGUCUUUGCUCAGAGCGCCCCCUGGAACCUUCAGAGGCUACUGCAGCCUCACGGCAGCACCUCUGAAAAUGGAACGUACCAACCUCCCAAUGAUGGACGGAUGGCGGAGGUGUAUCUGAUGGAUGGCAGUGUUCAGAUGUCUCACAGGGAGGUUGAAGGACGAGUACUCAUCACAGACUUCAACAAUGUCCCUGAGGAGGACGGAGUCAGGGUUCAUAGACAGGCCAGUCAGUGUGACAGUCACGGCACACACGUUGCUGGGGUUGUGAGUGGCUCGGACUCUGGUGUCGCUCGAGGUGCUGGUGUUAACCUGGUCCGUGUGCUCAACUGUCAGGGGAAAGGGACCGUAUCAGGAGCUCUGGCAGGUAUGGAGUAUAUCCGAGCAGCUUUACUGGCCCGUCCGGUGGGUGCAGUGGUUGUUCUGCUGCCUUUCGUCGGAGGCUUCAGUCGCUCAUUAAACACAGCCUGUCGGGACAUGGUGGCUAACGGUGCUGUGGUCAUCGCUGCUGCUGGGAAUUACAGAGACGAUGCCUGCCUCUACUCGCCAGCUUCAGAGCCUGAGGUCAUCACAGUAGGGGCAGUUAACGCAGCCGACCAGCUGAUGUCACAGGGAGCAGGUGGCACUAACUUCGGCCGCUGCGUUGAUUUGUUCGCGCCUGGCGAUGACAUCGUUAGUGCCAGCAGCGACUGCAGCACCUGUUUUACCACCAGAGGUGGAACCUCCCAAGCUGCUGCUCAUGCUGCAGGUGUAGCAGCAGUGAUGCUGUCGUCCAAUCAGAACAUGUCACCGGUGCAGGUGCUGCAGAUGAUGCUGCGUUACUCCGUCAGCAACACAAUCAACCUCCUCUCUCUGUCUGACACACAUCGUCUCACUACUCCAAACCUGGUAGCAGCCAUGCCUCCUGCCAACAGCACAACAGAUGAGGAGCUGCUGUGCAGGUCCGUGUGGUCAGAGAGGUCAGGAGCGGCGAGCACCGACAGGGCUGCCAGUCGCUGUCGCCGAGGAGAGGAGAUGAUGGGCUGCAGCAGCUACGCUCCUGGUGGUGUUCCUGCGGGAGAAACCAUCACUACGAACAGCGAGCAGAUGGAGUGUGUUGCCUAUAACGGCCCGGGGGUCAAAGGUGUGUACGCUGUGGCCCGCUGCUGUGCGGUAAGCAGUCUGCAGUGCCGGGCCCAUGCGAGUCCUGAGCCCGGGCAAGACCCCGAGUGUGUCAGCCCACAGUAUCACCUGAGCGGGUGCACGUCUUGGUCCGCUGCUCAGGUCUCGUCGAACUCCCGGCCACAUCAUGGUGAUCGGAGACGCUGCGUUGUGAAAGAGGGGGUGACAUCUCAUGCCCUGUGCUGCCAUGCUCCAUCUCUGGAGUGCCACCUGUUGGAGAACACAUCAGCUGAUAAAGACCAGGUCGAGGUGUCCUGUCCCUCCGGCUGGACUCUGACAGACUGUAACGCCGUCUCUCAGGGCUCUGCUAUCUUGGAGCCUGUUGCUAAGGGCAACAGUUGCCGUGUCCACGGUGCCACAGGAGCUGAUGGGGCAGCAGGCAUCGCAGUCUGCUGUCGUGUCAGACCACCGGAGCAGCCCGCCAUGGCUCCUCAGUGAUCUGGUCUCACACCACCUUGAUGUCCCACACCCUGAGAACAGCUCUGACAUCUCUCUAACACAGUGUUGGUGUCUUUGUCUUUCAUCAGCUUUGACGUCCUGAAUACCAAACAUUCAUGUGUGACUGAAAGCACUUCUGCUAAGCUCUUGGUGUGUGUUUCAGACGUAGGAUUAGGUCAAAAUAUCAGUCUUAUAAAUGUUGUGUCCUCUAGUACAACUUGUAUACCAUAUCACACAGUAA